Daldinia loculata is the source of this 698-nucleotide messenger RNA. RefSeq lists its product as uncharacterized. The record is from RefSeq and is a predicted model, not a curated record. Bases 146 to 343 code for a protein of 65 amino acids. The transcript has 3 exons. NCBI's taxonomy places the organism in Eukaryota, Fungi, Ascomycota, Sordariomycetes, Xylariales, Hypoxylaceae.
CUAAGUACGAAGUACGUCAUCUCGAUCGAAAGACGGUUACACCACCAAGAACUUAGGAAUGCCUAAGUUGUCUAAUUACAACCAUCUAUAAUAUACUCAAUACCAACCCAACCGAAGAAUACUAAAGCUCUCGAUAUAAACCAAAAUGCCUGAGACAUUCCAGACCGGCAAGAUUGACAGCGACUCUCAGUCGAACUCUACUAGUGAGGCAGCUCAGACUCGAAGCGCUAAGCUUUUCGCAGCCCACAAGGCCAACCCAGGUCCUGUCGUCCCUCAAAGUAUGCCAGAGCAAGAGGGGACUAAGGAGGAAAGGCAAGCGAAGGCUAAGGAGCUGAACAAAUAGACUUGGCUAUGGCUCGGAGCGAUCCAUGGGCGGGAUGUAAUGAUAUUAAACUGGAAGAGGGUUCUUAGAUAUUGAGACCAUUCGAAGGAAUACGCCGUAUGUACAGAUCCGUAAUGAUAAGUAUUAUGAUAACAAGAAGGUAUAAAUAUUGUAAUACUUGUUAUUAGUCUUGACCACUAUUCAAGAUCGGUACUUCGUACAUGUUAAUCUGAUCAUACCUCUCCAAAUAAUCAAUGUUCUUUUCGUCCUCAGUUAGGUGCAUGUAAAUAGAAUGACCGCAUCCAUGUAGCAUGGUUAGGUAUUCGGUAUCAUUAUCUAUCCGUCACCGAGCUUCGAAUUCGAUUGACCGCUUUAU